Messenger RNA from Dunckerocampus dactyliophorus (ringed pipefish), 1434 nucleotides. It is a transcript of the gene rrs1, whose product is annotated as ribosome biogenesis regulator 1 homolog. The transcript has a single exon. Gene Ontology annotation, biological process: ribosomal large subunit biogenesis; ribosome biogenesis; endonucleolytic cleavage in ITS1 to separate SSU-rRNA from 5.8S rRNA and LSU-rRNA from tricistronic rRNA transcript (SSU-rRNA, 5.8S rRNA, LSU-rRNA). The record is from RefSeq and is a predicted model, not a curated record. The coding region runs from base 62 to 1111 and encodes 349 amino acids. Lineage: Eukaryota; Metazoa; Chordata; Actinopteri; Syngnathiformes; Syngnathidae. Gene Ontology annotation, molecular function: protein binding. Gene Ontology annotation, cellular component: nucleolus; nucleus; preribosome, large subunit precursor.
GAUAUCCACCAUAGUGUUUUCUUACGCACGUGUGUGAAGCAGAAUACUUCUCCACUCCAACAUGGCGACUUGUAACGUCGACGAGCUGUUAGCUCAGGCGGAGCGAGACGAGGCCGAUAAGCUCCGGAGCAUAACCGUCCACAAGGAGCUUGAGCUGGACUUUGACGUGGGCAACCUGCUCGCUGUUGACAAGAACCGCAUCGAGCUGCGCGACUUUAAGCAGCAGAAGCAGGAGGACUUUCUCCGCUCGCUGGCCCGCGACAACACACAGCUGCUCAUCAACGAGCUGUGGAAGCUCCCCACGGAGAGGGUCCAGGAGGCCAUCGUGGCCAAACUACCCGAGCCGACGACCGCUUUGCCCCGAGAGAAGCCUAUACCUAAACCCAAACCUCCGACUAAAUGGGAACAGUUCGCCAAGCUGAAGGGCAUCCAGAAAAAGAAGAAGACCAACUUGGUGUGGGAUGAAACGGCCAAAGAGUGGCGGCGUCGCUGGGGCUAUAAGCGGGCUAACGACGACACCAAGGACUGGCUCAUUGAGGUACCGGAGACCUCGGACCCCUACGAGGACCAGUUCGCCAAGCGCGUCAAGGCGAAGAAGGAGCGGGUGGCUAAAAAUGAGUUCAACAGGCUGAAGAACAUUGCCCGGGCACAGAAGGUGAAGCUACCCGGCGUGGGCUUGACCCCCGUGGCCAAGCAGUCCAAAGACGACCUGGCCAAAGCGGCGAGCGUGGCCAUGACCUCCACCGCCUCUGUGGGCAGGUUCCAGGACAGGCUCCCUAAGGAGAAACCUGUCAAAAACACGGGCAAGAAGAGGAAGUUUGACCCUCUCAUCGGUGACUUUUCCAACGAGAGGGAGAAGCAGCUGGAGCUCCUGAAGGUGAUGGAGGGCAAGAGGCCCAAGCUAGACCUCACCAAGGCAGUCAACAAGCAGAUGAGGGAGGAUGACCAGGAAGAGUCUGCAGCCAAGAGCAAGAAGAAGGCAGGCAGGAAGGGACGGAGAGACAACAUGGGAGGCAAAGGCAAGGGGAAGGGGAAGGGCCAGGGCCAGGGCAAAUGGAAGGGGGGCAGAGGAAAACCUCCAGGAGGAAAGGCCAAACCUGGGAAGCGCUGAGACUGUGACUGACAUCCAAACGACAUGAUUCUAAAGCUGUGACUGUUAAAUUAUCACCAAAAAGCCCGCACCACAUUUAUCACACUGUAUUUCUAUACUGAAGCAUAUAUUAGUACAGGAAAUAAACAUUUUCUAAUCAUCUUGAAAGACUUUUUCAUUCAAUUCAGGUAUGACUCAGAAGGAAUUGUAUCCCCCAUGGAAUGUAAAGGACAAAUACAACAUUUUUCUCGAACACAGUUUUAAAAAUACCUUUAAACCCAAGACGUUGCCAAACAGGUAAAUAGAUGCGGUAGUACCAUAAGACGCCACUAGGUGGCAAUAUU